AAUUAGGCACCAAUUUGACAAGGAAAAAAGGUACUACCUAGUUUUUAGUGGGUUAGCGGAUCCCACAUGACCCGCUAACCCGAAUUAGACCAAUUCGGUUGAUUUUCCCCUCCACAAGACAGCAGCUGCCACCGACGGGUAUAAAAACAAUUUUGUAAAGGCAAUAAUCCAUCGGAGAGAAGUUUGUUGAGCUAAGCAAACCAAAAAAUCAAAAAUGGAGAGGCGUCAGAGUGAGGAAGAAUUGAAGCAGAAGCUUCAAGAAUUGCAGAAGCAGUUGGGAAAGAAACAAAUAUUUGAGGAAGCUGUUUCCUCUAUCCGAUCCCUUCUUCUUCAUUAUUAUCCUUCUGCUUCCCCUUCUCUUCGUCAUUCGUUCUAUACGGUUGUAUGCCGGGUCGCCACCAUUUUAAAGACAAGAUACACAAUGCCUGGAUUCUGGAAUGCUGGGCUUCGGUUAUUCCUUGAGGCUGAGCAACUGGUGUCAGAGUCUUCUGAAAAGAAACAUUUGCAAAGUUGCAUUAGUCAGGCACGAGAGCAAUUAGCUGAAGUACAGAAUGAAUCUCUAAAUACAACAGCUACAGUAAAUGGCUCAAAUAGAAGUACUGGAUACCUUUUUGAGGGGCAUCUAACUGUUGACCCUGAGCCUGAGCAGCCUGGUUGGCUUGUGCAGUCUAAUCUUCUCGCUGCUGCUGCAACACUGUUUGCUGGCGAAUCCUCUGAAGGUCAUUUAGCCAGUGCUGACGCUUCAGAAGGUGCUCGCAACGUACUUGAGGAGCUGGUUGCUAGACUAGAUAAUAUAAUCCCAGAGAUACUGGACGAUGGUCCUGCUGCCCCGAGAGCACCACCUGCCAGUAAAAAAGUUGUGGCAAACCUCCCAGUUACUACAGUCACAGAUGAGUUCUUGAAGAAGAUGGGUGCAGAUGCGGAAUGUGCAAUUUGCAGGGAAGUGUUAGUUGUAGAUGACAAGAUGCAAGAGUUGCCCUGCAAGCAUAUGUUUCACCCUCCUUGCCUGAAGCCAUGGCUGGAUGAGCACAACUCUUGUCCAAUUUGUCGGCAUGAGUUGCUCACAGAUGAUCAUCACUAUGAAAGCUGGAAGGAGAGGGAAAAGGAAGCAGAGGAAGAAAGAAAAGGAGCUGCUAAUGCAGUUCGUGAGGGUGAAUACAUGUAUGUAUAAUGCACAAUACUCAAAUGCAAGUGAACAGCAAGCAGAUGGAUCGUAUAUGGAUGGUUUUUCAGGAAGUUAAAGGACUACGAUAAUGAAUUCUCUAAAGUCUUGAGAACAAGUAAAAUAUAAUGCAAGUGACGUUGAGCUAACCGAUGUACCAAGUUACUGGAGAACAUUUGAUUAGAAUGCUGAAACUCUUUGUGCCAUUCUUUUGAAUAUUUUUAUUCAUACAUAUUUUUGGUCAAAAGUCGUCAUGGUAAUUUGAUUCACCAUCAUAGCUCUUUAGACUUGGUCCACUCUAAGUGUGAUCAAACCCUGCCUAUCUGGGUGAUUCCGAACAAUUUAAGCAUAAUUUGUUGUGAUGUAAGACUCAAAAACGUUUCACUGUUGAUCAGCUGAUGCGGUUUCAGGGAUUCAAGCUCUGACUCAGCUAAUUGGUCAUCAGUUUACUUGAACUAGCUUUCGACUCAA
Nicotiana attenuata is the source of this 1633-nucleotide messenger RNA. RefSeq names its product E3 ubiquitin-protein ligase AIP2. The transcript is spliced from 5 exons. The record is from RefSeq and is a predicted model, not a curated record. Bases 215 to 1171 code for a protein of 318 amino acids. NCBI's taxonomy places the organism in Eukaryota, Viridiplantae, Streptophyta, Magnoliopsida, Solanales, Solanaceae. Gene Ontology annotation, cellular component: cytoplasm. Gene Ontology annotation, biological process: protein ubiquitination. Gene Ontology annotation, molecular function: ubiquitin protein ligase activity.